GGCGUUGGCCGGGCUGGCUAAUGUGUUUAGUGGCGACUAGAAUUAUUACAGAAAAUGAAAUAGUUGCAGCUGGAGGUAGCAUGGUUGUAGUUGUUGCUUGAUUCGUCGGAAUUUUAUUUAUUUAUUAUUUAGCAAUUUAGCAAUUAUUUUUUCUAAUUUUUAUUUCAUUUUUAUUCAGCAACAAUUAUUUCAAAAAUAUAAUAGUACAAUUAUUAUCGGUACACUUUUUGUAUCUGUUUUAUAAUACAAUUUUUACACAUUAAAUUAUAUAAAUAAUAAAUUAUCGUCAUAAACAUAAUGGACGGAAAAAACAAAUUUGUGAGUCCAUUUUACCGACCAUGGAUGACAACGUAUGGAGCUGCUGCACCUGCGGGUGGAUCCAACAAGGGCUUGAAGGGCAUCGUUGCUGGUGGAAUUACUGGAGGUAUAGAAAUAUGUAUUACUUAUCCAACUGAAUAUGUAAAAACACAAAUUCAACUCGACGAAAAAGCUGGUGCUAGAAAAUAUAAUGGUAUAAUGGAUUGUGUUAAAAAGACUGUGAAAAGCCAUGGUGUAUUUGGUCUAUAUCGUGGACUUAGUGUGUUACUUUAUGGAUCCAUUCCAAAAUCAGCUGUUAGGUUUGGUGCAUUUGAAGCUCUUAGUACUCAAAUGACAGGAGGCAAUGGAGAAUUAACAGCUACUCAAAGAGUCUUGUGUGGUCUUGGCGCUGGCGUGUCUGAAGCCAUACUCGCAGUCACCCCAAUGGAAACCGUGAAAGUGAAGUUUAUCAAUGACCAACGACUAGAAAAACCAAGGUUCAAAGGUUUUUUCCACGGGACCAGUAUUAUCAUCAAAGAACAAGGUAUUAGUGGUGUUUAUCAAGGAUUGAUGCCAACUAUAUUGAAACAAGGUACUAACCAAGCAAUUCGAUUUUAUGUAAUGGGUGCAUUAAAAAAUCUCUACAAGGGCGAUGAUCCUAACAAACCAGUACCUAAACUAUUAGUUGGAGUUUUUGGUAUGGCAGCAGGUGCCGCUAGUGUUUACGGUAAUACACCAUUAGAUGUUGUUAAGACACGCAUGCAAGGACUAGAAGCCCAUAAGUACAAGAGCACAGUUGACUGCAUGUUUCAAAUAUGGAAAAAAGAAGGACCCACAGCGUUUUACAAAGGAACUGUGCCACGGCUUAGCAGAGUGUGUUUGGAUGUUGGUAUAACAUUCAUGAUUUAUGAUUCAUUUAUGGAUCUUUUCAAAAAAGUAUGGCCUUGAUUUACAUAUUAAAAAUUAUCAACAUCUAUAUAAAAAUAUUAGUAAGAGGAAAAAGUAAACUGUCUAAUUAUUUCUUCUGGAUGAUCACAGUUUACUGCACAUAUUAUUCACUUAAUUAUCGAUAUAUUGAUCAAUAUUCUGUCAACUAUACUAUUUAAAUGAUUUUUUACUACUCAAAUUUUAAAAUUAGAAUUAAUAAUUCAAAUUAUUUAAAUAUUGUUAUUUUUAUAAUAAAUCAUCUAGUAGAAAGUAAAUUAUUUUUAUUGGACAUUUUUACAUUCCAAAACGAAUAAAACGCACACAUUUUUUAUAAUAAUUAUUAAUAUUGUUUUUAUGUUUUUUUUUUUUUAGUUAAAAAAUUAUUGAUUCGUUAUUUUAGUUUGUCAAUAAAGUAUAAACAUUUAAUAUGUUUGUGUUUUAUAUUAUAUAAUAUAUUUAUUUUGCGGUAUAGUUUUUUCUAUGUGUUCACAAAAUUUAAAUUGUUGGGGUUCGUUUAUUUGUCUGUUAGUUACUUAAGGUUUGAUGUUUUUACUUUUAUUUUAUGGGAGAUGUAAAUUAACAAUCGAUUAAUCAAGAUUAAUAUUUGCCAUUUUAUUAAGGUUGACGACAAUAAGUAGAAAUGUAUUGUAUUUUUACCUUUAUUACUAUCAAGAAUAAGAUCUAACUAUAUAUUUUUAUAUACUCAAAACUAUGAAAAACUAUUUAAUCUAGUCUAAAAAUAUAAUUUUAUAGAUUUAAAUUCUGAAUGUUACAUAAUAUUAUAAAUAUUAUAAUACUUCAUACACAUUUUGCCAUAAUUGUUUAAAUUUAUAGACUACUGUAUAUUGAUUAUUGUUAAAAAUUUUUGUUUAAAUUAUAUUUUUGUCAUGUUUUGUAAGACUUUAAUAUGUUUAAAUAUAACUUAAUACAGAGUGUAUCACAGAUAUUUGAAAAUUUCAUAUUGAAACGUUUGUAAACAUAUCAUAUCUUUGUGAUACAUUUUAUGUAACAACAAAACAUUUUUAAUUGAAGAAUUAAAAGAUUUCAAUAGUAUGAUUGAUAAAUAUACCUACAUUUAUUUGAA
Messenger RNA from Acyrthosiphon pisum (pea aphid), 2308 nucleotides. It is a transcript of the gene sea, whose product is annotated as mitochondrial citrate transporter scheggia. Gene Ontology annotation, molecular function: citrate secondary active transmembrane transporter activity. Bases 298 to 1245 code for a protein of 315 amino acids. The transcript has 5 exons. Lineage: Eukaryota; Metazoa; Arthropoda; Insecta; Hemiptera; Aphididae. The record is from RefSeq and is a predicted model, not a curated record. Gene Ontology annotation, cellular component: mitochondrion. Gene Ontology annotation, biological process: mitochondrial citrate transmembrane transport.